Molecule: messenger RNA, 2870 nt
Organism: Cimex lectularius (bed bug)
Lineage: Eukaryota; Metazoa; Arthropoda; Insecta; Hemiptera; Cimicidae
Product: aminopeptidase N-like
Exons: 16
Coding region: 24-2765 (913 amino acids)
Biological process (GO): peptide catabolic process; proteolysis
Cellular component (GO): cytoplasm
Molecular function (GO): zinc ion binding; metalloaminopeptidase activity; peptide binding
Source: RefSeq, a predicted model, not a curated record
UUCGUCUGUCUUUCCAGUCAGCAAUGGGCCCUUCUCCACAUCAAUUCGUAGGAUUCUUCUUCAUCUUGGCUUCUGCCACGAGUACGAACUUGCACAGAAGACUGCCUAGGAACGUCGUACCGGUACACUAUCACAUCGACUGGGUAGUCACCAAAUGCGAAUUCUCCGGAAAGGAAUCAAUCGAUCUCGAAGUGCGGAACUCCACCGAUAGCUUUAAACUUCAUUCAAGGGACCUUCAAGUUGACUUCGAAACGGUGAAAAUUACGAAACUUUCUACCAACGAAGAUGUAAACAUCGUGCUCGUAAACGGCGAGAAUAAGGACGUCGAGAGCUUUGAGUACUUCACGAACGACGACUCCCCUCGAAACUUAAGUGUCAACUCGGUCAAAGGAGACAGGCUUAAAGUGUCACUGAGCGAACCGUUAGAGGUUGGAUCCAAAUACAGGCUUUACAUGGAGUUUAACGGGACCAUGAACUCGAGGAAGGCGUUCGGCUUCUACUGCCAGAGAUAUCGCCAUGGUAACCAGACCAAGUGGUUAGCGUCUACUAGCUUUGAACCAGGGAAUGCCAGGUCUGCGUUUCCAUGUUUCGACGAGCCGGGACUCAGGGCGAACUUUACAAUUUCAAUAACCCACGACAAGAAAAUGACAGCGCUUUCCAAUAUGCCGCUAAGUUCUUCGGCUCCUUCAGAUCUAGGCGAAGACUGCGUCGUGGACACGUUUGAGACUUCACCGAAAAUGUCGACGUACUUAGUAAGCGCUUUUGUCGGUGAGUACGACCACAUCGACUCGAAGUAUUUGAAAAACAAACCGAUUCGGGUUUGGGCUCAUAAAGAAAAGGUGUCGUACGGGGACCUCCCGCUUCGAUUGACAGCAAGGCACCUUUCUUUCCUGCAAAAUUAUACUGGAGUGUCAGACCCCAUGCCGAAACAGGACUUACUGGCGAUUAGAAAUUUCGCCGCUGGAGGGGUUGAAAACUGGGGUUUGAUUACCUAUGACGAACGUUUUCUUCUUUUCAAUCCUCGCCACCGUAGAAAUAAGCAGGUGGUGCUUCGUGCUUGCAACUUAAUCGCCCAUGAGCUGGCGCAUAUCUGGUUCGGCAACUUGGUCGCCCUGGACUCGUGGAGGGACAUUUGGCUCAACGAAGGCUUUUCCACGUACUUCGCGGCGCUUUCCACUAACAAAGUGUACCGAGAAUAUGAUACCCAGGCUUGGAUACUUGCAAAAGAGAGUGCGAUGUUGAGGGACUGCAAGUGGACGACUCACCCUUUGAGACCCGAUUUGGAAUUGGACGCUAGAGACAUUUUUGACGAAAUAACGUAUUACAAAGGGUCUUCCAUACUUAGAAUGCUGAAUUUCACACUUGGUGAAGAUGUUUUGAAGGAAGGCGUUAGGAAUUAUCUGCAAGAGAAGCUCUAUUCCACCGCGUGCCACAAAGUUCUAUGGGCCAACCUGGAGAAAGCUGCGGUCGCUGCUGGUCAUAGCUUUCCAGAAGGUGUCACUCUCGAGCAAAUCAUGGACGCUUGGUUAAAUAAACCCGGCUACCCGGUAGUCACAGUCAGUCGCGAUUACACCACCGGAGAAGUCACCAUUUCACAGAAAAGUGUUUUGGAAAAAGAAGAAGAACUGAGGGAGGAGAGCGAAUCAGAUGGGUGGUUUGUACCUCUCAGUUACACGUUCCAAGAUGAAAAGGACUCGACCGUGCGGACCAAGAUUUGGCUGGACCCGAGACAACCGAAUCUCACGAUCCCCGAUCCCGCUGCACCCGACAGAUGGCUUCUGUUCAACCUCAUGGGAGCCAGUUACUGCAGAAUACGUUACGAUAGUACGAACGCCAAAUUUCUGCUUAACGACCUUUCCAACUUUUGGAUCGAUGACAGGGUUUUAGUCUUGUCUGAUAUGUUGGAAUUGGCGAGGAUCGGUUUCGCUCCUGUAGAGGGUACGUUCGACGCUCUGACCUUCCUCAAGGACGAGCUUUCGCCAUAUCCCUGGUUGGCCUUACUAUCUUCCACGUCAAAAACUGUAUCUUUCUUUGAAGGAACUGAGCUGGAGUCUAUUUAUGUUGACUUUUUGAAUGGGAUUCUCUCAUCCGGCAUGGAAAGAUUGGACGAAAGCUCCCCCCACAGAAAAGAGCUGAUCACCUUAUCUUGCAAAUUGGGUGUCGAACAAUGCACCAAAAUGGGACGAGAACUCUUCCGAAAAUGGGCAGAAAAUCCUAAUAACGAAAUCCCUGAGGACAUUCGAUACCCGGUGGUUUGCCUCGGGGUGGCAGAAGGGGACGCCAAAACCUGGGAGUUGGUCAACAACAGGUUGUCAACUUCUCACGAAGCGUCAGAAAAGAAAGAUAUCCUCAAAGCACUUGCGUGCAGCAAAGACGAGAAACUACUACUAAAGUAUCUUCAAUACGGACUGUCGUCAAAUAAAACAGCUUUUUCGGGAAAGAAAUUGUCUGUCAUUUUGAAAUCUCUUGCUAAACAACAUCCCGAUUUCGUCCUUAACACUCUAUCGGAAAAAAAUGUGGCACCGCCAAAGCAUAAUACAAAAUGGCAGAGGCUCCUGGAAAUCUUAGCAGAUCAGGUCAAUAGCCCCGAACGUCUUGAGAAAUUCACCUAUAUCGUCAGCGGAAGUUCUGAUUCUUUCAAAUCGGCUGUAAGGAAAAGCCCGUUGCUGACAAUCGCUGAAUCCAACCUCGAAUGGUUUAGCAACAAUAAGCACGAUGCUGAAGCUUGGCUCAGAAACCACCAGCAAAUGAAAAGACAAGUUUAAAAUUUCAUUGUAAACAACGUAGGGUUCGUUUUUUUAAAAUAGAUUUGUUUAUUAAUUUUUUACACGUGUUAAUGUUUCGUAUUUAUUGCUGUAAAUUGUUUAAAU